CUCCCGGCUGGCUGUCAUGGCGGCUUCGGUAGACAGUUGGAGCUGGUUCACGGCGUUAGCUGUGGGAGUUUCUCUGCUCAAAUGUCUCUUCAUCAACGCUUAUCAUUCCACAGACUUUGAGGUCCACAGGAACUGGUUGGCCAUCACGCACAGCCUGCCGGUGUCCCGCUGGUACCAUGAGAACUCCUCUGAGUGGACCCUGGACUACCCGCCGCUGUUUGCCUGGUUCGAGCUGGGUCUGUCACAGGCGGCGCAGCACUUUGACCCGAACAUGCUGCAGGUGGAGAACCUGAACUACGCCAGCCCGUCCACCGUUCUGUUCCAGAGGCUGUCGGUGGUCUUCACCGACCUGCUCUUCAUCUACGCCGUCAAAGAGUGCUGCCGCUGCGUUCAGGUGCAGAAAGGUUCUGUGGAGGUUCUGAACCGGCCGUCUUUCGUCCUGGCCGUGCUGCUGCUGUGGAACUUCGGCCUCCUCCUGGUGGACCACAUCCACUUCCAGUAUAACGGCUUCCUGUUUGGGUUCCUGCUGCUGUCUCUGGCCAAACACCUGCAGUCUAGGCACCUGCAGGGGGCGCUGCUGUUCGCCAUCCUGCUGAACCUGAAGCACAUCUACCUGUACGUGGCUCCAGCUUACGGCGUCUUUCUGCUGAGAAGCUACUGCUUCACUAAGGACCACCCAGACGGCUCCAUCCGGUGGAGCAGCUUCAGCCCGCUGCGCCUGCUGGCUCUGGGCUCAAUCGUCUCCUCCGUCUUCGCUCUGUCCUUCGGGCCGUUUGUUGCCAUGGGCCAGCUCUCCCAGGUUUUAUCCCGACUCUUCCCCUUCAAGCGGGGCCUGUGCCACGCCUACUGGGCCCCCAACGUCUGGGCCCUCUACAACAGCGCCGAUAAGCUGCUGGCGGUUCUGGGUGUUCGUCUGAAGCUGGUGAAGGAGGCGGAGCUUCCUCGAGCCUCCAUGACGGGCGGGUUGGUCCAGGAGUUCCAGCACGCCGUCCUCCCGUCCGUCUCUCCCGCAGUUACACUCGUUUGCACGCUGCUGUCCAUCCUGCCGGCGCUGCUCUCCAUCUGGCGGCGUCCACGCGGGAGCCGGGCCUUCUUGCGCUGCCUGCUGAUCUGUGCUCUUGCCUCCUUCAUGUUCGGAUGGCACGUCCACGAGAAAGCCAUCCUCAUCGCCAUCCUGCCGCUCAGCAUCCUGGCGGUGGAGAGCAGAGAGGAUGCUGGGAUUUUCCUGGUUCUGACCACCACUGGACAUUACUCCCUGUUCCCGCUGAUCUUCACCCCCGCAGAGCUGCCGAUCAAAGUGUGCCUGAUGCUGAUGUUCACCGUCUUCUCCUUCUCUGCCCUCGGGAAGCUGCACAGGGCCCAGGGCUCUCUGCUCCGUCCUCUGGAGAUCGUCUACCUGCUGGGGCUGGUUGCUGUGGCGAUCGGGUGCGAGUUCAUCUUCCCUCUGUCACCGUGGCAACAGAAGCUGCCGUUCCUCCCCCUGUUGGUGACCUCGGUGUACUGCGCCCUGGGGGUCAGCUACUCCUUCCUGCGUCUAUACGUCACUCUGCUGCGCUCAGACGGCAAAGCCAAACAGCUGUGAGGUCAGAAGGUCCAAACGGGCCGGUGCCAGCUGCUUCUGGGAGACACUGACACAGAACUAAUGGACCCCUGAGGAGGAAAAAGGUUUUCAGCCUGGGUUCUGGUCACAUCUGUUCAGAUACGGUCCAGCUUCCCAUCCGGCUGCUGAAGAACCAAGUGGAAAAAAUGUUUAACGUGAGGAAAUGUUUGGUCAAAGACGGGCUGAUGGGUUGAAGAUGUUUAGGACCAAAGAUCUGCUGAAUGUUUUUCUAAAUAAAG
Cyprinodon variegatus (sheepshead minnow) is the source of this 1839-nucleotide messenger RNA. RefSeq names its product ALG8, alpha-1,3-glucosyltransferase (gene alg8). The transcript has 13 exons. NCBI's taxonomy places the organism in Eukaryota, Metazoa, Chordata, Actinopteri, Cyprinodontiformes, Cyprinodontidae. Gene Ontology annotation, cellular component: endoplasmic reticulum membrane. Bases 17 to 1582 code for a protein of 521 amino acids. Gene Ontology annotation, biological process: protein N-linked glycosylation. Gene Ontology annotation, molecular function: dolichyl pyrophosphate Glc1Man9GlcNAc2 alpha-1,3-glucosyltransferase activity. The record is from RefSeq and is a predicted model, not a curated record.